Messenger RNA from Lymnaea stagnalis (great pond snail), 9037 nucleotides. Lineage: Eukaryota; Metazoa; Mollusca; Gastropoda; Lymnaeidae. The record is from the annotation of a GenBank genome assembly.
CAUCCAUCGCUACAAUUAAAUGCAAAAAAAUUGUAUAAAAUUAUAGAUUCGGAAUCUACAAACACAGUUAAGGUAGCAGUUAACUAAGAUUCGAUGAAAUGCUGAUCACAUAGCCGGUACUUACAGUCAGCGGAAUUAGAAUAGAUUGGAACGAUAUUUAUUAAUGAAUAUGGCAUGACGCAUGAUUAGGCGGCAUGAUUCAUGUUAUCUCAGAUCUAAUAUUAAUAUUGAUUAACUGAUAUGGCAUGAAAAAAGCAAUAUUCAUUUCAUUCUAAAUUCGAAUUCUAAAUUAUUCAGAAUGAUUGUGAUUGAUACCAAAUAUAUGGUUGUAUGUCAAUUCUAAAAAAAAAAAAUAUUGUUAAUUGAGACAUAAUUGACAUCCCCCCCCCCCCCAUAUGCCAUAUUUCACAGAUAGUGAUGGAUGAAAUGUUAAAAAGAGAAUUUCAUUAAAUUGCAAAUAUAGUUGUUUAUAUAGCCCUUCCAACCAGAAAAACUGGAUUUUUUCUUGGCCAACGCUCAAGUGGUAGAUUACCAUUUAUGGUACUACAUUUCAACUAAUUCAAGAUAAUCAUGACGUUUACAUGAAAAAGGAAUUAUGUUUUCAAUUCUACAAAAGAAAAUAAAUACUAGAACUAUCGCUGAUAAAGUAUAAUAUAGGCCAAUAUAAUAUAAUGAACAUAUGGUCAUGGUUAAUAAGUGACAAUGUUAAAUAAAGCAUGACAUGCCCACCGGAUGAAUAUCUCCCGCACUAUUUGUCCGGCUACCAGACGUGUUGACACUGCAUUUACAUUUUAAGAUUUAAGGAUUUAAAUUUAAUAAAGUAGACGAAGAUAACCUGGUCAUGCCAUGCUAUAUCAUAUUAUAUUUAUUAUAAUUAUAUAUAGGCCUAUUUAUUAUAUAUAUAUCCAUGAUCAUCAUAACAUAACAUCAUCCAAACAGUUUUUAUGUAAUAAAUUCUGCAUUAUUCAAGAUGAGCUCAUUAAUAUUCAAAAUGCCCAUCAAAUAGAUUCGGAAUCUACUAAUGCAGACGAUUCCUGAUGAUUAACAUUAUGAAUUCAUUUUAUAGGCCUUUAAAUAUAAUAAUACAAAGUAUUAUUUUUUGGUGAAGUAUUUUAAAAUAACAAACUAAAUUAAUUGUCAUGAGCUCCUUCACGAUACGUAACGCUUGGGUCUAAAUUCUACCCUUUUACUGACACCACCUUGUUUGUACAAAACAAGGAAACACAAUAAACAAAGAAGUCUGCAAUUAACUUAAAAUAACUACUUCUAGUUUAUUAUCUAAAAUGUAUAAGUGACUGAAAUGAAACUCAAUGUAUACAGCACAACAUAUGAUGUAAUGUAAUUGUAACUUAUAUUUAAAAAUACACUAAGACACUUAUAAUGGUUGUCUUAUAAUCUCAAUCAUUCAAGCACAUGUGCUGACUUCAACUGCACGCUACAGGCACUUUAGUUUACGACUCUCUCGACACGCUAUGGACUCUAUUGGUGGAGUCUCGUGGGACAGUCUUCAGUCUAGGGUCUCGUCGCUGCUCUGUGUGGAACUAUACACGUUCGUCUCACUGCCAAGUGCUUGAGAUGGUCGGUCUGCUAGCAUCUACUCUCACGACAAUAUAAAGGGCGACUAUUCCUGAAAUAUAUGAAUAAAUCCCCUACACUAUGUGAUCAAUCCUAACUUCCAACUAGAUACUCACCGUCAUCUUCUCAGCUACUACCGUCUACCUAACGUAACUCUUGAUCACACAAACCACCCUACAGCUUCUUUAAUCACACACCUUACAUGCACUUAGCUCUCUAGCAAACUGGCACAGGUUAAGUCCAAGUCCAAUUCUUUCCCCUCUCUCUAAUGUUCUUCAAAGUGUGGUCAGUGGUGUCUACCAACACGUUGUUGAUAAAUAUAUGCCUAACUGCUUUAUGUGGAUGGUAACUCUGACAGUCCUCUACUACUUCUACGGACGGAGCUCUCCCUGACUGUCCGCUACCCUGUCCGGCUGAGUUCUGCCCAGUCCUGUCCAACAGUCCCUAUUUAUAAUUCCUGAGCCCAUGGAGGUUCCCUCACAUGUCUGUAAUCUGACUCCCAAAUCUUCCAGUACUUAAAUUUGCGAACAAUUGAAAUGGUCCUAAACCCCCGUAGCGCGAUGGCGCAACGGUCGUUCCAGGGAAAUCUGAUAAGCUAGCCCCUGGUCAGAUGCCGGUAAUCCUGCUGACACGCCAGCUCUUUUCAGUUGGUCAUUAACCCCAACCCCUGUGGCAUCCAGGUCCGAACCCUCCACCAUGUAUGGUAUUUAAUUAUUCCCCCCUAUCCUUGCCCCUCUCUCUAACUCGCUCUGGCCGACCUUGGCUUACUAGUUACUUUGUGACACAUGCUCCCACUUAAGCUAAUUUUCCCCAAAAUUAGCAACCGGUGUUUGAAAUCUAUAUAAUGCGUUUGAAUUCACUUUCCAGUGGUUCCUCCUCUUAAACCUGUCACUUUCCGACUUCUUAACUUUCUUAAAGUUUUCCCUCAUCGCAACUGGUGAUGAGUACCUCUUCCAUUUACUUGGCCUGUGGUCCGUUAACUGUGUACUACUUCUGCAAACAUUAGUCUGCACAGGUUCGUAACUACAUACGUGCGCGUACUUCUUGACCACAUUAUCCCUGCCAUCACGCCUCACUGCGUCUAAGCUAUUACACUUUCUCAUAUCUCUCCCCCGUCCUGUUUGUGAUAGUUGUAACUCCACUUUCCUUCUAGAAAGAGGCCCUGAACUCUUCCCCUUUUAACAUUUUCUAUGAUCACCGCUGCCACUGUUUCUACGGUCUUCUCUCUGUUUACAUAUUCCUUUAACAUGUUCACGUGGUAUGUUCUUCUUUUCCCAAGAACAUUAAUGACAUAAUCCACCUGUCCAACUCUCUCCUCAGCAACGUAAGGACCUCUCCAAGUCAUCUGUAACUUGGACUUCUCAGUGGGCAACAAAAUCAACACACUAUCUCCCGGUCGGAAAGAUCUCAUCUUAGCGCCUUUGUCAUAGUGCUUCCUUUGAUUAUCUUGCUCCUCUCUCAAAUGCUCAUUUGCUAAUUCGAGAGCGUCCUGGAGCCUUUCUCUCAUAGUGAGAACAUAUUCAUAAGUGUUCCUCACCUCCGGAUUUGCCUCACCUGUCCACAGGUCCUUCAAGAUGGAUAACGGUCCUCUCACACGAUGCCCAAACAUCAACUCAAAUGGACUAAAUCCUGUACUCGCCUGAGGGGUUUCCCUGUAGGCGAACAACAACGGUGCCAGAUAGGUGUCCCACUCCUUAGGGUGCUUAUGUGUGACUGUUCUUUCUUUAAGCAUUCCAUGUUUUCUGGAGUUGCCAAAAUUUUCAUUGUGUCAAUGUCACACCGCUUAUUCGGCUCCAUUACCACUGGGUUUGAUAGCAGAGUUAGCCUUCUCUUAGAUGAAUUGCCAUCCAAGGUUAACGGGUCCCACCUGGGGUGCUGCAGUUAAAUCCACAGCAAAAGCCUAAACAAGCAAAAAUAAAAUAUUUCCAUACUACACUUAUCAGGUAGCUGAGAUCAAUUUUUAAAUAAGUCUAUUUAAUGGAUCUAGAAUUUUAAAUACAGAAAUAAAAUGAAAUAUCUAUUUAUAUGACUUCUUUGUUAAUAAUAUUUACCUUAAAUAACUUAAAAUAAUGCUUUUAACAUUGUUUAGUAAUCAGAUAUUUAACAUUUAAAAAUAUUAAAUAGGAUAGAAGCAAAUUUCAGCCAUCUUGACAACUGUAUCCAGAGAGGAAUCACCAACGUUGUGACUGUUUUGAAAAGUUGAUAAGGUUGGAGUAGGUUGGGGAAUUUUAUUUUACCAUUGUAGUAGAUAAUUGGAUACUUUAAACAGUGGUUAUCAUGAAAAUUGCAGCUGGUGGAGAAUGUAAGAGAACCCAAUAGAAGACUUACCUUAAUUCAAAUUAAUAUAUUUUUCCAAAACAAUUCUUCAGUAUUAUUCAGCAUCCAAUUCUCUUUAAAAUUAUAUAUCACAUGACCCAUUUAAUAAAGAAAUGACAGCAAACAGCAAUUUUUUCCACACAGCAUGUGUAAUGUUUACAUUUUCAAGAGGACCAAAAACUGACUAGGGGGCACUUAACUCUGCAAUGAUUUCUCACUAACAAAAAAAAUGAUUUAUCCAACUACCCUUGAUCCAUCAAAAGACAAGCUUAAAUAAUUUUAAAGUUUGAGGGCUUUGCCCCUGUUAAAGAUUUUUAGCUUUUUUUGUCAAUUUUCAGUUAUACUGUUGCUUUCAUUUCUUAAAUAUAAGAUAAAUUUAAAAUAGCUUAAUGCUUGUUAAUUAAAGCUUUUGCUUGAAAAGUAUUUGAAAAUGUGCAUUUAUUCAGCAAAAUUAUAGGAUCAUCAGGUACAGAAUUUGAGUGAAUAGUCCUACUAACUCAAUAACAUUUGUUUUAAUAAUAAUAAUAAUUAGUGGUCUUAUAUAGCGUGGUACCCCAGCAUAGGGCUGGACUCACCGCUCUGUACAUACAAAUAUUAGCAAAAGAGACAUAAUCGUUUUGUUAUUCACUCAGAAUUAAUUUAAUUGAUAAGUGAAUGUUGACCUUGUUAUUUUACAUGCUAAUGGGGCAUAAUUUGCCGCCAAUAAACAAACUAUGAGGAAGAGUGCAAAAUAUAGCGUUGCAACUUUAUUGUAUGCCUUAGAUGUGCUGGAAGACCUGCCAACAACCUGCCCCCCUUUCCUCUCACAAUUUCAGUUGCAGGUUUUUUAAAAUACUUGACAAAGUAAUUAUUGACAUUUAUUAGAUAUAUCCAUUGAUUAAGUUGUAAUCUGGUGACAAUGGCACGUUGACGGCAGAAAGAGUGGAAAGAGGAAGUGUCAAAUAUAUUUGGCACAGGCAUUACCCUAAUAACAAACUGAGCCCGGAGAAAACCAAAUUAUAUACCUAGGGCUCAACUCUGCUUACCCAAUCACUUCAAAAUAAAUUAUAAACAUAAUAUUGAAUGAAUUCCCGUAAGGGCCAUCCACACUAUUUUAGCCAAUUUGUGUACCUUAAAUCCCCCCCCCCCCCCCUCUCUUUGUCACCAAUUAUGGUAAAACAUGUUUUAUUAUAUUAUACACCCCUGUUUUAUAUUGUCACAAUUUAUACUUUGAUAUGUAAACAUUAAUGAGAUAAAUAUUCAUUUACCUUUUGAAUAGAAACAAUCAAAUUAAUUUGUUAUAUAAAAUUACCACAAUAUCAGAAAUUUCACAAGAUAUUACAAAAUUUACAUUCCACGGGAUUUCUUAGAGUCAAAUAAUUAUAAUAACAAUCACAUGCACAAUAAUUCAAAAGAAUCCCCAACAUUUUAUAUUAUUUUCAAAAAGUAUUCCAAAAAAAAAAACAAUUCCAAGUAUUGGCACUUCUUUCAAACUAAUUAUCUACGACUCGCCUGACUUUUAUUUUAAUAACUGUUUCCAACUAGACAUACCCAUAAAAUAUAAAAAUAUUACUUACUCUUACUAAUGACAAAAUGCUUGCUGAACAUGUCAUGGGCAUGUGAGAGCCACCAUCAGUACAACGUUUUUUGCCUUCUUAUUUUUUAAACUUAAUAACUGAUAUAGUAGGCCUACAGAACCUAACCAAAUUUGAGCUUCUUUAUCAUGAAAAUUAUCGUUUAGUUAUUGAAUUUGUUAAACCGAUCUUUACCCUUUAUUAUUGACCUAUGUAAACAAUGUUACCUAUUCAUGUAAUGAUAGUGUUAAACAGUUAGUGUUAAACACUUAGUGUAUGGCUAGUUAAACUAUUCAAUUUUAAGCUAGGGAUUGGCUACAAGUCUUCAAAAUGCACUCUCAUUUAUUAACCCCUCUUGAGACUUUAUUUUUAUGAUUAAAUUGUACAUUUGUUUGAGCUUCAGGAAUUUUUUUGUAUCAAGUAGCCCCCACUCACACGAUAAUCAUGGAGUCAUGUGAAGGGAUUAUUAAAAGUAAAUGAAAUGCCCAUUCCGUGUUUUUGUCUGUCAAAACAAUGCCUUCAUUGUUUUCUAUAUUUAUCAUGAUAGUUUUCCAUUUCCCAUUUGAAAAUUAUAGUUUUACACAAUAAACUGCUUCAUUAUUCAUUAUCUUCAAAUAUGCUGUUUAUGAUAGUGGACAAUCUUACAAGUUAAAUGUCUAAAGAAUUAAGCCCCAAUUACACUUUGCCUGCCAUUGGCACUAAACUCAAUAGACUGUUAAAAUGUAUAUAAUUUGGAUCAAGUAAUCCUGAAAUGAUUGCAGAUUAGAAGAUUUUAAAUUGAAUUAGUUCAAACUGACAAUGGUAGAGAAGUUGAUAUAAAGAUAUUUGCCCUUCUUAGAGUCAUUACAGGCUAGACAUCUCCAUGGUGGCUCACUCAUUGUCAUUUGCACUUUUUGUGAACAAUUCUACAAUGGAAAAAGGCAUGUGGUCCUAAAAGUAGCUAUCCUAUAUUGCACCACAUGACUCAUUUGAUCCUGAUGAUGAUAGGGUUGUUGUAUAUAAUAGUAAAUGGAACAGUUGUACCGGUACUUAAACUUUUUACAGCACUGCACCCCUUUUGAUAUUAAAUCUCUUAAAUAACCAUUCAUUUCGAUUUCAUUUCUUGCACCCCCCCCCCCCACCACAAUAAAAUGCGAAUAAACCUGAUUUUCAGUGUUUUUCCACACUGCCUGACACUGAUUCCCACAACCUUAUGGGAACCCCUGGUUAUUAACCCCUGAAAUAGAAUAUUACAUUACCAGUGACAUAUAAACCAUUUCCAUAGAAGGGAAUAAUGAAGGAUAAACAUUUUUUAAAUCGAGCACUUACUCAGGUGAAUAUGUGCUGUAUAGUUUACUAAGAGAUUUUUUAUGUUUUUCAUUUUCAGGCCAAGUUGUGAAAGUUAAAAGGGCAUAAAUUGUGGGCUGAAUUUCGCAAGCCAGUGCGCUUAGCCACUGGGCAAUAAAAAUUUUACUAGAAUUAAAAGACAACAUGAUGACACGUGAGAAUAUCAUUGGUUGUGAUCUUGAGGCAAGAUGGUAUUUGCCAAAUGCAGGAAGUAGACGUGCUGUGAAGAAAAGCUGAAAAAGACAAACUUUUAUGCUACAAGUGCAAACUCUUCAAAAAACCUUGUCAUAUGCAAAGAAAAUUAAAAGACGGUAAAUCUGGUGCUAUAAAUCAGCAUAUUUCAUUGGAAAAGAGGAAGUCUGAUCAACUUGAAAAAAUGCCCAGCAGCAGAAUGAGAUAUGAAAAUGAUGAAGAUUAUUAUUUCCUUAUGAGUUUACUACCAUAUCUCAAAGAUGUCCCCAAGAGAAGGAAACUAGCUACCAGAAUAGUCAUACAAAAAAUUGUGCUGGAAGAAAAAAGAGUAUCGGUAAUGGAACUCCCCACUUCAUCGGACACAAACUCUAAUCAUGGUUCUAGUUCGACACCAAAUGUGAUCCCAGGGAUCCCAGACUUCACAGUAAGUACCAACCUGCUGUCUAAAGCCUAGAUGCUCCAUUGCAUGUAUCGGUAGUUCAAUAAAAUCAUAUCAAAUUACAAAAAUGUAUUGUAUAGUUUUUUUUCCGACAGCGGUACACAACUUUUUCUCUGCCCCUCCAACAAAGUCAUGAAUGCUUCAUUACAUGCAACCUCCCAAAAGGGUUGCAGUUUUUAUUAUUUAAAUGCUGGCUCCAAAAGACUCAGAUCUGAUGUUAUCUUCAUGACGAAAUAAUAAUUCAAUGAUCACAAGAGUUGAGUGACAUAAAAUAAUAGCCUUGCACCACUCUCAGAAAUUUUUAUCCAUUUUAAUGAAUUGAAUCAUUAGGUUUUUAAAUGUUUAGAUUUGUUCCCUGAUGAGAACGUGAACAAUGACAUUGAAUCCAAAUGCUUUUUCUAAGUAAAAGCAGUCACAUGUACAAUAUUACAUAUUUAUUUUUUUAUUUAUUUAGGCAUUUUUAUAUAAUCGCUUACCUUAAAUCUCUAAGCGCUUUACAAUUUUAUUAAAAACAUGUAAACUAACUAAAAUAAAAAUGAGCCAUUAGGAUAGUAACUACUAUACUAUAGAAACAAUUAAAAUGGCUAUAAAACAUAUAAUCUAGUUCUUUUGGAGAAUCAUGAAAAAAGCACAAUAUUGUGCAAAAAUCAUAGAAAAACUACAGACAUAGAUUAACAGUACAAGUAUUUGAAAAAAAUUGAUUGUUUAUUAUCAUUCUUUAAAUUGGAGUUACGCAACAUUGCACCUGAAAGACUUGGCUUUCGAAAUGUGUUAUAAACUAAUUAAACAGAAUGUCAUUGAUACUGCUAAGUAAAUUAGACUUUUUAAAAAAAUGUAACAAAAAGGUUCCUUUUUAAUUUACCUUGUCUAUUAUAUUUCAUGUCUUUUAAAUUUCCUUAAUUUUAUGACAAUAUUUGCACUCUCCUCCAUAAAAACAUUUAAAGUCUAUAGCUGUCUGAUUUCUUGUGUACAAAUGCAUUUGUCAAAUAGUCCAGCCUUCUCCCCAUAUACUUCCAUAUUUGAAAUAAACCUUCAUACCCACUUUUUCUUUUAGUGAGUACGUAAUCAAUAUAUAACUGUCCCCUAAAUUAAUUCAACAAGUCAUUUAUUUAAUUCACGGUUCUUUGACUUAAAUUUUACAAUUUCCAUGGCAGGCUCCUCUAAAGAAAAUAAAAGAAGAAGUCUUUACUCAUGAAAUGAGUAGCUUCCCCAUGGACAGCCCAACGGAUGAACUUAUUAAUCAAUGUCAACAUUUUCUUGAAGCUGAUAUAAAGACAGAAUAUGAACCCAGUGAGCUGUAUGGCACAAUGCCUCUCGUAGACUCCCAGUUCAAAUCCAGUCUGUCAGUUGUGUCAGCAUCUGGACCUUUUGGAAACCUAGAAGUUAAAAAGGGGAAAAUAAUAACCAGAGCAGAAUCUUUCAUUCACGAAGGUCAUUGUAGUGGCAGUGGGAGCAUUGACAUUCUUCCCACACAUCUGGUUGAUGCCUUGCGUGCGUCAGUAAAUCAUGAGGGAUCUCUGCACAGUGAUUAGAAUUUUGACAUCUGAAAAUUCUGUUAACAAAAACUACAAGUGUGUCACAGGUAAUGUUAACUCUAAACAAACUAGCACUUUUGUUAAAGAGACUUUAAAUCUAC